AUGAAAACCAUAAAAAACGAGAACUCACCGGAAUUAUGGCUCGUUGUGAUUACCUUGUUUAGUAUUAUGCUAGGAUGUCGGAUCGGCUUAUCGGUCAGACGAGUCUUUGAGGAGGUCGGAAAAAUCACCGUUCAUUUCGACUCUGAGAAUCUCGAUUCUAGCAUGCAGUCGAGUAACAUGUCUAAAAUAUACAUAGCCCCAAAUCCAUGCAAAACCGAAGGAUUAACCACACGAGUACUCGCGGGCCACCCAGAUUUUUCAUUACGUGUUAAUGUAGGAAAUGAAACUGUAAGAAAGCCGAGUUAUCUUCUAAUACUAACAGUUGGGAUUCGACAAAAAGAUAUUGUGGCUAAAAUAGUCUCCAAGUUUUCCCAAGACUUUGCAAUCAUCUUGUUUCACUACGAUGGGAAAACAAGCGAGUGGGACCAGUUUGAAUGGUCACAAAGAGCUAUUCAUGUAAGUGCACUAACACAGGCUAAAUGGUGGUAUGCGAAAAGAUUUCUCCAUCCGGAUUUAGUAGCACAGUAUGAAUACAUAUUCAUGUGGGACGAAGAUUUGGGUGUCGAACAUUUCAAUGCACAAGAGUACAUAAGACUUGUGAAGAAAUACGAUUUGGAAAUAUCACAGCCUGCAGUUAAAUCAAACACGAACUUGUCAUGGAAGAUGACACAAAGAAGGAAGAAUGUUGAAAUCCACAGGUUUUCUGAGGAACCGCCCGAGUAUUGUCCCAAUCCAUUUUCGCCCCCUUGUGCAGGGUUUGUUGAAAUUAUGGCUCCAGUAUUCUCAAGAAAAUCUUGGAACUGUGUUUGGCACAUGAUUCAGAAGCCAGAAGAAAAGAUAGGUGUGGUUGAUGCACAAUGGAUCAAGCAUUUGGUAUUGCCUACUCUAAGCGAUGAGAGUAAAUCCAUAAAUCGAACACAAGCACGGCUUGAGGUUCGGGCAAGGAGUCAUGCCGAAUGGAAAGAGUUCGAAAAGAGAAUGAAAGAAGCAGAAAAGCAGCAUUCGGUUAAGCUGUAA
This is a messenger RNA of Erythranthe guttata (spotted monkey flower), 1017 nucleotides long. The record is from RefSeq and is a predicted model, not a curated record. Lineage: Eukaryota; Viridiplantae; Streptophyta; Magnoliopsida; Lamiales; Phrymaceae.